AUGACCGAAACUGUGUGGGCGAUCCACAACUUUGUGGCCGAGGCCGACGACGAGAUCUCUUUCCAUGUUGACGAGCCGAUUAUCGUACUCCAGAAGGAUGAUUUGUACCAGGAUGGCUGGUGGGAGGGUAUCAACACACGAGGAGAGACCGGACUCUUCCCCCAGAACUACACCGUUAAAAACCCACCAGAGAAGGCUCAGACAGCGGUCCCCAAUGCUUAUAGCGGCGGAGAUAGCAAUGCUCUUGCUGGCAACGGCAUGGCCAAAUAUGGAGCUACUGGGUCCGCCACCAUGUCAAAUUCCAACACUACCUCAACUCCCAACAACCACAUCCAGUAUGGUCUCGACAUGAACAACAGCAAUUCCAGUCGGAUGAUGGGCCAACAACAACAACAGAACAGCCUCAGUAAUAACGUCACCAACACCCUGAACAACAUGCAUAUCCACCAGAACCCUGCGAUUGCUAGUCCACCUAUGGGAGGACAAGGAACCCGGACCACUUACGGAGGAUCCUCCAGUAAUGUCGGCUCGAAUGGCGGUGUCCCCAACAGCAAGGUCCUUGCCCAAACUGUUGAGGAUAGUCUGAACGAGCCGCAGUUGGCUGGACACCCUGCUGCGUGGUCGAUUGAACAAGUCGCCUUCUGGCUGCGUUGGUGCGGGUUUGACAGUGUUGUUGUCAGCUUUGUUGACAACGAAAUCUCCGGAGCAAUCUUGCUGGAGCUGAACUUGAACAACCUGAAGGAACUGGACAUCAACUCUUUCGGAAAGCGCUUCAACAUUAUGAAUGCUAUCACGUCCUUGAAGCAGAUCACCAAGGGCGAGCAGUCCACUAAGAGUCUCUAUGGUGUCAUGUCCAACCCGACUUCGAUGUACGGAAUAGGCCCCAAUAUUCCUCCUCGCAUGGCCUCGGCACCUAUUAUCGUCCCCAACCCGACUCGCACUUCGUACGACCCACGGGCAGAAUACAUGCGGGACCCACGUCAGGAUCUUCAUGACCCCCGCAGCGGACCUACCGGACCUCCACCACCAGCUCCCGCCUCUGUUCAGUCCCAAAGCAUUCGGUCUCCAUUACAGCAACCUCAACAACAAACCCAUCACCAGCAGGCUCAGUCAUUGGCGCGCUCAGACACUAUCGCCUCAGUCCUCAGCGGUGGAAGCAUUGGCGAUACCAAUUCUGGUCGUGGCGCCCAGCGUCAGAGCGUCACCUCGGCUUACUCUGCCAACUCGAACCCCAAUCGCAACCCCUGGGAGCGCAUCGCACCUCGCCCUCCACAGAUGCCCAACCCUGCUCUCCCCCAGCAGCGCGACUUUGAAGAUUUAUCGUACAGUCGAUCCCUGGAGCAGCCGCAGUCAGCAAUGGACCCAUACUCGAACGGAUUGGACCGCGGUAACAAUGGACCACUGAGCCCAGAGAUACCCCCACAGCAUAUGGUGUACCAAUCAGAGCCUUACCAACAGCCGACCCCCAAGCAACGCAAAUACCAUAAUCCUGACAACACCAACCGGCAGUUGAACGGCAAGGCCGACCCAAGCGACAAGGUCGUGCCCUUGGACCUGAUUGGCAAGCCCGACCAUGCAGGAUGGCUCAAGAAGCGAGGCGACACCUACCGGACCUGGAAGUCACGCUGGUUCAUGUUGAAGGGUGUAACGCUCUACUACAUGAAUUCACCCAAGGAUAGCGCGAGCAAGGACUACAUCAACCUGAUCGGCUACAAGAUUAUUCAGGAUGAGAACAUCUAUGCUGGCAAGUACUGCUUCAAGGCAGUGCACGAUGAGCUCCGCAACUUUUACUUUUACACAGAAAGCGAGAGUGAAAUGAAGGGUUGGCUCAAGGCUUUGAUGAAGGUCACCAUCGGCCGUGACCCUACGGCUCCAGUCAUCUCGUCGAGCAACAUCCCGACCAUCCCUCUCCAUGUCGCCCGUCAGAUGGCGCCCCGCCCUCCUUCGCCCUCAAAACGCAACCGUGGUUUGGGACCUAAUGGCCAGCCUAUGCACCCUCAACAGCAGCAGCACCAACUGCAAUACGACCAAAAGCUCCAGCAGCAACAACAACAACAGCUUCAACAACAACAGCAAUUGCAGCAGCAGAAGCAGGAACUCCAGAUGCACCAGGAAGUCCAGAUGCAGCAGCAGAAGUCGUUCCAACAACGACUACUCGACUAUGAUGACCAGGACUCUGACGGUGAGGAUUACCUCCCCAACGAGUACGGUAGCCCCAAUGGUAGCAAGUUCAACGCCCUCAACGGCCCCGCCAAUGCGCUCAACAACAAGAUCAUGAACAACGCCAACAACUUGAGUAGCAACAGCAACUCGACCAGCAUGAGUAUGAGCCAUGACCAGGCACAUGUCCAGAUCCAGCCUGAGAGUCCCAUCCUCCAGUCGCCACUCGCCCAGUCGUCCGUCGGUCAGCAGCAGCGUCUUAGCUUUAUUGGUGAUCAGCAGGACGGCGAUGACGAUCCUUGGAGGAAUGAGGAUGAUGAGGGUUUCAGCCAGCGCAAGGCUGCCAAUGGCCAGACUUUGGCCCCUCCUUCCCAGCCUCUUCAGCAGCAGCUGUUGAAGAACUUGCGUCCCGAUAGUGAGCUUGACUCCUUCCAUCAGCGUGCCGAAAAAGCCCAGGAAAACACCAACGGCCGCUGGACACAGGAGCAGUACGUGAGUUGGAUGAACCGCAACUUGCCCUCAACCGUCGAGCCCGUGAGCGACAUGACAGGCUCGCUCAGAUCCGGCGUUGUCCUCGUCCGUCUGAUCGAGCAGCUCUCGGGCGACCAGGUCGAUAAGCGCAUCCCUAACGCAACCUACACCCUCCAGAUGCUCGAGAACCUCCUCACAGCCUUCAAGUUCAUGGAUCGGGUCGGCGUCUCGACUGAGGGUUACACCGUCAAGGAUAUCUUUAAUGGAAACGAGGACAAGAUUGUCUUGAUGUUCGAGUCUAUCCGUGCUCGCUUCCCUAAUGACGCCGCCGCCCCUGCCGCUCCCAUCUCUGCCCCCGCUGCAGCACCAAGCCCUGUUGCUACUCUUAGUAACAUCACUUCUGGACCCACCCGCUCUAUGGGCAUCACGUCCUCGCCCCUGUUGGGCUCCGGAGCCAUUCCUUCAGGUCAACCCACCGGCAGUCUCCCCGCCCCACCCUCGGGCCAACCCCCCAAAGGCUCUCCUCGCCCUCCACCACCACCCAACAGCAACGGCUCAGUGGGGCGUUCUCCCAAGAUUGGAAACGGUGCCUCUACUUUCCAAUCUGCAUCAUCCCCAACCAUGUCUCACCAACAACAACAACAACAACAACAACAACAACAACAACAGCAGCAGCAGCAGCAGCAGCCUGCACCUUUAAGAAUGCAAGCCCAGAACACUGGCGGUUCUGAGUUCGAAGCACUUUAUGACGAAGCAGCUCGCAGUACUAUUUCCUAA
This is a messenger RNA of Linnemannia hyalina, 3408 nucleotides long. Lineage: Eukaryota; Fungi; Mortierellomycota; Mortierellomycetes; Mortierellales; Mortierellaceae. The record is from the annotation of a GenBank genome assembly.